Cuscuta epithymum is the source of this 2085-nucleotide messenger RNA. The record is from the annotation of a GenBank genome assembly. Lineage: Eukaryota; Viridiplantae; Streptophyta; Magnoliopsida; Solanales; Convolvulaceae.
ACUCCAAAAUUAAAACACAGCCCAGCCAAAAUCUAAUGCUACCCAAGUAACCCAACUGCGAAGACGAAGUGCUCAGCGCGAAGAGCAGAAGAGGCCACCAGCCGCGCUGCCGCCUGCCGUCCAGGUCCCUCCGUCGGCCCGUCGGCUUAACCGAUCCAGCUGUCCAGACUAGUAGGCGACCAGGCAGUCCAGCACUUUGCCCUCCAGCUCCACUGCUCCACCUCCGGCCCUCCAUUCUUCAGCUUUCGCUACAUCAUACCUUAUAUUGAGGUCAAUAAUAAAAGAGAUGGCUGAAGAUGCUGUACUAGGCUUUCUGGAGAAAAAUGAAGAAAUAUUGGACUCUGGCAAGUUCUCUGAGGAUAAAGGAAUCAGCCAUGAUGAAAUUGUCAAUGCUAUCAAAAGCCUUAAUGGGUUUGGAUUUGUCAUUGCACAGGAUAUCAAGAGAGAGAAAUGGGUGCUUACUGAAGAGGGAAAAACAUAUGCUGCCGCUGGAUCACCAGAAGUCCAACUUUUUUUAGCUAUACCCCAAGAGGGUAUAUCACAAGAUGACUUGCAGAAAAGAUUGGACCCUGCAGUAUUUAAAGUCGGUUGGCCACAAGCGAUGAAGAACAAGUGGGUGGAAAAGGGGAAGGUCCUUGUAUCAAGGAAGGUACAAGAUGUCGAUGACACAGUCAAAUAUUUGCUUACACAAAUUGAUAAUGGCGAGGCAGUAGAUCCAAAAGAUAUUGAUGCUCUUAAGCGAAGAAAAUUAAUCGUCUCUUUGAGUUGGAAAGGCUAUUCAGCAAGAAGGGGUCCUAAGUAUGCUCCCAAAAGAAUUAAAGAAGCUACCGACCUCACUCGGGAGAACCUACAUAGUGGUGAUUGGAAGAAUAUGAAGGAGUAUAACUUCUGUGCUAAAGGCCAGCCAGUUGAAGGGGGGCAUCUUCAUCCAUUGCUCAAGGUACGGCGCCAAGUUCAGAUGAUAUUUCUUCAGAUGGGGUUUGAGGAGAUGCCAACGAACAAUUAUGUUGAGAGCAGCUUUUGGAAUUUUGAUGCCCUUUUCCAACCGCAACAACACCCCGCUCGUGAUUCACAUGACACUUUCUUUUUGAAAGAACCUUCCACCACAAGGGAGCUCCCUGAAGAUUAUGUUGAACUAGUUAGGAAAGUUCAUGAACAUGGUGGCUAUGGAUCUCGAGGAUAUGGGUAUGACUGGAAAAGAGCCGAGGCAAACAAGAAUCUGUUACGGACACAUACUACUGCUGUUUCAUCAAGAAUGUUGUAUCAGCUGGCACAGAACAAACCAUUUACUCCCAAGAAGUACUAUUCUAUUGAUCGUGUGUUUAGAAAUGAAGCUGUUGACCGCACACAUCUGGCUGAGUUCCAUCAGAUAGAAGGUUUAGUAUGCGAUCGAGAUCUUAGUCUUGGUGAUUUAUUAGGGGUUCUUCAUGAUUUCUUCUCCCGUUUAGGAAUGUCCAAGCUUCGGUUCAAACCUGCUUAUAAUCCAUAUACUGAACCCAGCAUGGAAAUUUUCAGUUACCAUGAAGGAUUUAAGAAAUGGGUGGAAGUUGGAAAUUCUGGAAUGUUUAGACCUGAAAUGUUGCUUCCUAUGGGGCUUCCAGAAGAUGUCCGUGUUAUUGCUUGGGGCCUUUCCCUUGAGAGGCCAACUAUGAUACUUUACGGGAUUGACAAUAUUAGAGAACUGUUUGGACAUAAGGUGGAUCUUGGUCUCAUAAAGAAGAACCCCAUAUGCCGCCUUGGACUUGAGUAAAAGGAUGCCACCAUUUUAACUGCUCUUUAAUAUCUUCUACGUGUUUGGUGCAGUAGAUUGAGAGCAGAUUUAGAUCCCAGUACCCAUUUUUUAUACAAUUUUACCUCAAAAAAUGUUGCAUUUUAACCAAUGACCGUUGCAUACAUCAGAUUAGCUGUUAUUUGAAGAAUAUUCUUAUUUUCCCCUUGGCUCAGUUGUAACCUAUUUAAUUUUUUGAAUAUGUAUACACAAGGAUAAUAUUUGAAUGGUUUUGUCGUUAAGAUGAGCCUAAUGGAGUAAUUUAAGUUGGGACAGCUAACUUUUAAUUGGUUCUUUGAAAAUGUGUUUAUGGGGCA